AAAGACGAUGCCACGCCGUCGAAAUAACAUCGUGGAUGUUCUGACAGCUCUGUAGCGUUUGUCGUGUUUUUUGCCGGUACGUACGUAGUGCGAUCCGCUGGGUACGUGCGUGUUGCUUGUGUUGCGAACUGGCUAUUUCACUGCUUCGUGAUUGCUGCUUGCGCUUUCGAAGAGUGCUUCUGGAAACGUGGUGGUUAGUCGCGCAGUGCCGCUUGUGAGCUGAUCGAGCUUUCGUCGUGGUGUGACCAGUCGAAAGCAACCACGAAAUGUCGGCGCAGGAACCUUCGUCCAGACACUGCCCAUCACUGUCCAUGGCCGACGCCAGCCUGCCACAGGAUCCCGAAAGCGUCCGUUUGUCCAGCCCGCCACAGCCGCUUACCACUGGAGAAAUGUCCCGGGAGGACCGGGAACGACUGGUCCAGCAGCGCAUGGAGGAUAUGAGGCGUAAAAAUGAAGAACUGCUCCGACGCCAUGCAGAAAUUGAAGCAGACAAGAAGAAUGCCGACCUGCUCAGCAGUGCAGCCAUCAAAGACAAUUCCCUUCGUAAGCCACCAUCUGCAGAUUCUUCGAGCUUAACACAGGAGAAGGCUGAAAAAAAGCCCCCAAAGCCCAGGGAGCCACGGGAGCUUCGUGUUCGAGCGGUGCCGCCGCCUGUGGAGAGGGAUGCUUUGGCCCACCGAAUGCAAAGGCUCAGCACUGAGGAUGGUCCUCCACCUGAUCCAAACUACCGCUUCCUGGCUGACCGAAUGCGUGAGGGUGAUGCAGAUGGCGAUGGGGAUGCCAGUAGAGACCGUGGCAGCAGCCGUCGCCACCGGGACAAUUACGGAGGCCAGGACUUUGAGAACGUACGGCAUGCCAUGCGCCAAGAUAAAGCGCUGCAAAGGGAAGCUGGCCACGCCCUGCCUCCAAAGCUGGCCAUGACGGGACGACAGCGGCGAGAGUACGAGCAGUGGAAAAGUGACCGUGCUGCCAUUGACCAGGCGCGAAUGCAGCGCCACAUGGAUUCCGAGGGCAACUUCACACGCGAGUGGGACCUCCACAAGGACGAGCAGUUGGGGCCGCCAUCACCUCCAACUGAUCGUCGAGCGCCUCGAGGUGGAUGCACUCUGGAGAGCCGGAUGCGAGGAACUCCAAGUCCGCCACCUGAGGAGGAGAUCUGGUAACAGCAUUCAUAACCACUGUAGACUCUGUGUGGAGAUCUGGUAGGCGCCGGGGACCUGCCAAUGGCCUCUCGAAGGCACCGAUAUCUGUAUCUAGUCAGCUGUGUGUUAUCUGCUGUAUGUUACCAGUCAAUCAUAAAACAAUCUUCAUGCAUUAAUAUCCCAGUCAGUCUCAUCCUUGCACCCUUUUCCAAGGUGCUUGUUGUUCUGCAUGCAAUUUUGGCAUCUUUACCAAUGCCUUGUGUCGGUGCAGGACUGGACCAGUAUGCUUGAGUGAUCACUUUAGAGAUGAUGUCACUUCCACAAGACUUUGUGUGACUUUGCACCAGAUGCAUCGAAGUAUGAGGCUAACCGUGUUCCCAACAUUGUGCAAAGCUUGCCAUCUUACACGGUUCCGGGAACUCUGCUCUGAUGUUUGCCCUGUCGAUUCAUGAAAUUUCGAGAAAGUGACUGCUUCCCCGAAGUGAUCGCUUAAAAGUGCUGCCCUUGGUGCGCUGCAUGAGUGUGUGCAUGUUUUGGGCAGUCGUGCUUCAUUGCAUUGUGAUAGGAACAGAUGGAAUGUUGCCAGCAGCUGCCUUGGAAAAGCAAGAGCAUUACAUUCAGUGACACAGCAACUGUCAGGUUAAGGGUUACUCAAAUAUUAUGUAUAGGUUCAAAGCAAAGAAGCUAGCACAAUUUUAGUAAUCAUGUCAUUUUGUAGAGAAUGUGUUGUGCAAAAAUUACUUCAUGCACCAAGUCAUUCCAAGUCUUGCUACUUUUUCAUGUACUUUUGCUGUUCCCAUCGCUUGAAGUGUUGACAACAAUUAUGCCUCUGGAGAAACCCUCAUGGCAUUGAUUUUGUUUCAUCUUGCGCUGAUAUAGUUCUGCUGCACAUGAAUGUAUUAAUCCUACCUUAUCCUAAAUGUUCAUUCCAUUAAUUAUUUUAAUUUGACAUGUCCAAAAAGAAAAUACAGAGUUGCCAAAUAUUUUGUAUAGUUUUGAUGGUAUACUUAUAUUUUUUCUAUGCUGUGGAAUUUGUUUAUGUAGAAUAUCCCAUUUCUUUGUCUGAACAUUUACUUUAAAAAGCCUAAUUGUCAGUGCACCUACUUUUAGAAAAGUAGAUUGCCAGUAGGUUUAAUUUUUUUUGCUACCAUCCUUGACCUGAGUGUCAAGCUUUUAGAGUUUCUCGUUUCACCUGGAAUGUGUUUGUUGUUUCUUUAGUGAACAGUGGGAUUAGAAAGAUGGAGCAGGUCGGGUAGAUGUAGCGGCACGCCAGUGAGGAGUUAAGAAAAAAUGCAGUAAGAAUUAGAAUAGAGAAGGUAAAAUUCGUGACAUAAACAUGCAAGGUGGUCGCAAGCAGAAAAGAAAUGGCUGGAAAUUGAAAUGCAGCUGAAUGAUGAAGCUAUUAGUAUGUACGCCUUGACCGAAACAUAUCUACAAGGUUUGGAGCAGCCACUUGUUAUUAAUAAUUUUGUGCAGGAAGGGUGCAACAGAAUGACUGGGUCAAGGAAAGCGUAAGUGUAGGCAAGCUAAUUAGGUGAGGAAUAAAGUGGCAAAGGGUAAAAGAGACAUGUAAGCAACAUUUAUGGAUUAGUGGCACGUUGUAAGGCAAAAUUACGGGGCUUGGUGUAGCUUACCUGCGGACAGGCAGUUGCGAUAAAAAUAAAGGAUUGACUGCGUUAGAAGUGAUAUUAAUGAGUUCAGGAAGUCAGACGAUGUGGUAUUAUAGACGGAUAUACUGAUUACAAUGGUUUGCUAGUGCUGGAUCUGUGGAAUGAACAGAAUGUAUAGUAAACAAGGAAAAUCAGUGUCACGGGCAGGUAAUGUGGCAAUGCAGAAACAGGCAGUCACAUAAGAAACGGUCUACGAAUGACUAGACCAAAUGAUGAUAGAUGAACAUGGAGAAGAUAGCCUGGGUAGUGAUCAUAAAGGUUUAACCUUAAAAUUUGUGAGGGAUAAUAGCAAAAAAAAAAUGAACCAAUAGCAUCAGAAUUUCUAAAAAUGAAUGAAAAGCAGAUAACAGAGAAAUAAAAAAAAAAUAGGGAAGGAAAUGGAGAUGCUUUCUACAACAGUCUGGAAAUAUAAGAAGCUGGUAGAAGUUAUGCAACAGCAGGACAUAACAGACAUGGCAAAAGAAAUUGUUGGAUUGGAAAGAGGGAGCCACGUAAGUGGUAGAACAAGGAAAUAAAGCAACCUAUGGAAGAGCGAAAGCAGGCAUCUAGGGAUCAUCGAGAAGCUAAAAAGUUGGGAUUACAUAAAGAAGAGGUGCUUCUUAGAUGGAACAAAUACCGGGAAAAGAAAAGGGUGGCAAGUGAGCUUGUGCAAGAGAAAAUUAAAUGCGCAAGCGAACAUUGGGUGCAUAACAUUUGCAAAAGAGACAAAGGCGCCCAAAAAAGUUUCUGGAACCAUAUAAGAGCACUCGGAGCUUCAAGAAAAAAUCGCAAGUGGCUAUAAGCGAUGAAGAUGGUAAAAUCUUCGAAGGAGACCAUGAACUGUGAUACAUCAGAGGCAUUAUUACUGAUAACUUCAGUACAAAAGAAAGCUUAAUUCAGACUCACACAGAUCUAGCAACAAUAGAGAGCCCUGAUAGAUCAAAAUUUAGCUCAGAAAGCUUUUAUUGGAGAAAAGCAGAAGAAAGGUUCCCUAAUAACAUGGCAGCAAUACCCGAUGCACUCCCAAAGCAGCUAAUCAAAAACCUUGGACCAAAAAGCAAGGCAAUGUUGACUAAUGCCCUACAGCAAGUGACUAAAACAAAGAAAAUACCGGUUGAAUGGCGUCAAAGAAAAGUGAACCUUAUCAACAAAGACAAAUGUGAUCGGGAUAGGACAAGCUCGUACAGGCCAGUUACAGCAAUGUUGGUGAUAUAUAAGAUGGCAAUGCAAGCCAUAAAAUUAGAGCUGUUGAAGUGAGUGGAGCAAAAUUAUCUAGUAGGAGAACUACAGAAUAUGUUCAGACCAGGCAGAUGCUUAGCGGAUAUAUGUUUUUACUAACUCAAUGCAGAGAUUUCAGUAGCUCAGAAUAGACCUUGAUGGAUAGCAUUUCUAGAUAUUAAGGUAGCCUACGACGACGUAGACAGGGAAUUGUUAUGGGAUAUUCUUAAGCACGAACGCAUAGAUGACGAUUUAGUGGAGCUGCUGAGGGAGGUAUAUAGAGACAACUGACUACAAAUCGUAUGGGAAGGCCGAAAAGGUAAUGAAGUGGUGGGAAUCCAACAAGGACUGAAUCAAAGAUGUCCUCUGUCUCCAUUGUUGUUCACGCCUUAUGUUAAGGGCAUAGAAAGAUGACUGGAAAACAGCGAAUUAGGGUUUGGUGUAUCCUACAUGCGUAAUGGACAAAUGGUGCUAGAAGCUCCCUGGACUGACGUAUGCGGACGGCAUAGUGCUUACUAGUGGACAAUGCAAGAGAUUUACAGAGACUGGUCAGUAUGUGUGGCAAUGCAGCGACAAAUCUAGGCCUUAAGUUUAGCACAAAGAAAUCGGGAAUUACGAUCCAUAAUGAAAAGUCUACUAAUUACAUGGUGUCAAUUUAACAGGGAGUAAUACCCAUAGUCAAGCAAUAUAUUUGUCAUCACCCCGUUUCAAAGGGGAUGCCAAUAAAUCAUCAUCAUGAUCAUCAUCACCAUUUAACAGUGUUACUGGAAAUAAAGUCUAUUUUUAAGGCUGU
Molecule: messenger RNA, 4802 nt
Organism: Dermacentor andersoni
Lineage: Eukaryota; Metazoa; Arthropoda; Arachnida; Ixodida; Ixodidae
Source: RefSeq, a predicted model, not a curated record